Molecule: messenger RNA, 1686 nt
Organism: Monoraphidium neglectum
Lineage: Eukaryota; Viridiplantae; Chlorophyta; Chlorophyceae; Sphaeropleales; Selenastraceae
Product: Nucleolar protein 6
Exons: 6
Coding region: 1-1686 (561 amino acids)
Biological process (GO): tRNA export from nucleus; rRNA processing
Cellular component (GO): small-subunit processome; UTP-C complex; CURI complex
Source: RefSeq, a predicted model, not a curated record
AUGGAAAUUGAAGAUUUGUCCGAUGUGUCGGCCUCUGAUGAGGACGAGCAAGAGCCUGCUGCCGUGCCCAGCUCCGCUAUAGCUCACGGUAGUGGCAAGCGCGAGAGCCAACAGCAACAAAACGGGAACCGGAAUGGCGUACGGCAGUCAUCUGAUGCAGCGGGAGCUGCUGGGGUACCCAGCGUUGUGCUGGCGGCGGCGGCUGUGGACCGCGAUGCUGAGGCGGCGCUGCUGGCGGGGCAGCUGACCAGCGAUGCAGCCCUGGUGCAGCUGCAGGUUAGCGAUUUCUUGGCAGAAUUGCGGCCACGGGCGCUCAAAGGCUCGCCACUGGUCACUGCCCUGCAGCAGCUGCGUGGCGUGCUGGCCGCCAUCAAGCCCCGUGAGGUGCCAGGUACCCUGCUCCCAGGGUUCAUACAAGAGCUGGGACUCGCGCCAGGGGAGGUCUCCCUGUCCUUCGAGCCGCCCUCUGCGGUUGAGGUGGUCGGCAGCUUCCCGCUUGGCUGCUGCCCCGGGCCCCAGCCUGCCGUGGCGGACAUUGCGGUCACGAUGCCGGCGUCAUGCUUCCACAAGAAGGAUCACAUCAACUACAGGUACCACGCCAAGCGCGCACUGUACCUGGCGUUCCUGUCCAAACAGCUGGCCAGGCAUGCAGCCUACCGGGACCAGCAGCUGCAGCCUGUCACGGCCGACCCCACCCGCCCCGCUCUGCUGGUGCGCCUGACGGCUCCUGCGCUGACGCUGCGGCUGCUGCCUGUGGUGCCGUGUGGCUUGUUUCCGCCGCACAAGCUGGCACCGGACCGGAACAACGUGCGGUGGGUGUCGCGCGGCGCUGCUGCAUCUGCAUCUGCACCUGCAGCUGCGGCUGCCGUUCCUGUCAAGCAGCAGCAAGCAGCGCUGGUGCAGCAGCAGAGGCAAAAGCAAGCCAAGGAGCACCAGCAGCAGCAGCAGCAGGAGCAGGAGCAGCAGCCGCAGCAGCCGCAGCCAGCCAUUCCCAGCAGAAGCGAACAGCCAUCAGCCUCAAGCGCUGCAGCGGAGUGGCUGGCUACACCGCACUACAACGCGGGUGUGCUGGCCGAUAUGACUGCGACGGAGCAGGCAGCGGCGCUGGCGACGCGGCUGCAGGGCAGUGCCCCCCUGAGGGACGCGGUGCUGCUGCUCAAAGCCUGGGCUGCGCAGGCAGGCCUGGCCUGUGGCAGCGCCAGCAGCGCUGUCGGUGGCGAUCACAGCAGCGCAGCACACGACGGGGGCGGCCUGAGCGGCCACGUGCUGGCGGCUAUCCUGCUGGUGGCCGCGGAGCGUGCGGGCCCCAGUGCGGCGGUGAUGACGUCGUUUCAGCUGUUCAGGGCGGGCCUCGCGCUCCUGGGCGACGCGGCCGCCUGGAGCAGGGGCCUGGCGCUGGCGCGCGCCGGCCAGCCGCAGCAGCAGCAGCAGCAGCAGCAGCAGCAGCAGCAGCAGCAGCAGCAGCAGCAGCCCGGCGCCCAGCACCAAGGUCCCCCGGCCAUGUCGGUCUUCAAGAAAGCGUUUGGUGUGGUGUUGCUGGACUCGUCCGGCUGGCUCAACCUGGCUGCCAGCGUGGCGCCGUCAAUGCUGCAGCAAGCGCAGCUGAUGGCGCGCCGCGCACUGCAGAGCCUAGACCACCCUGCAGACCCUGAGGCGGCGUUUGCGGCGGUGUUCCUCACUCACUGA